Nymphaea colorata (pocket water lily) is the source of this 399-nucleotide messenger RNA. The record is from the annotation of a RefSeq genome assembly. Lineage: Eukaryota; Viridiplantae; Streptophyta; Magnoliopsida; Nymphaeales; Nymphaeaceae.
AUGGGUAGAGACACUAUUGCCGAUAUAAUAACUUAUAUAAGAAAUGCUGACAUGGAUAAAAAAGGAACAGUUCGAAUACCAUCCACUAAUAUUACCGAAAACAUUGUGAAAAUACUUCUACGAGAGGGUUUUAUCGAAAAUGUUAGGAAGCACCGGGAAAACAACAAGGAUUUCUUGGUUUUAACCCUACGACAUAGAAGAAAUAGGAAAAGAGCACAUAGAAAUAUUUUAAAGCGUAUCAGCAGACCAGGUCUGCGAAUCUAUUCCAACUCUCAACGAAUUCCUAGGAUUUCAGGCGGGAUAGGGGUUGUAAUUCUUUCUACUUCUAGGGGUAUAAUGACAGAUCGAGAAGCUCGACUAGAAAGAAUUGGAGGAGAAAUUUUGUUUUAUAUAUGGUGA